Messenger RNA from Centropristis striata (black sea bass), 5084 nucleotides. RefSeq names its product Rho GTPase activating protein 29a (gene arhgap29a). Gene Ontology annotation, biological process: signal transduction; activation of GTPase activity. Gene Ontology annotation, molecular function: GTPase activator activity. Gene Ontology annotation, cellular component: cytoplasm. NCBI's taxonomy places the organism in Eukaryota, Metazoa, Chordata, Actinopteri, Perciformes, Serranidae. The record is from RefSeq and is a predicted model, not a curated record. The transcript is spliced from 23 exons. Bases 233 to 4357 code for a protein of 1374 amino acids.
GAUAGUGAUAGUGGUAGUGGUAGUGGAGGUUUUUGGGAUUCGCUGUGAAACUUUUGGCGGUGAAGCAGUUUGUGGAUUAAUUUGAUCACCAGUGAUUUUUUUUUGGGCGGAAAUGUUCCAGGAGCCGACGGGAGAAUCAUUGGUCCUUCCCGUGGUGCACUGCUGGGUCUGAGGACGGAGCAGAUCUGUGGGAGACCAGCCACCCGGCCCGAGGGCCACCCACCAACAGGACAUGCUGGCGGCCAUGCUGCGCCAGAGUACUGGCGGAGGAUCAGGAGGCGGUGGCGGCGGUGGCGGCGGCGGCAGCGGCGGCGGAGGAGGAGGAGCCAAACUCUCUUUCUCCAGACUCUCCAGCUCCAGCCUGGGCUCAGCCAGCCCCAGCAGCGUGGGGGGCCCCUGGGGGCCCGGCAGGCUCUCCAAGAGCGGCUCGCUGGGCUCGGACGGCCCCGACGCCCCCGCCUCCGACCCCGUCUACAUCAUGCAGCUGGUCAGCGACGUCCGCAAGUUUGCUGAUGUGCUUCUACAACUGAAAGAAGUUUUCAACUCCAAAGAGCACCAGGACUGCCUCCAUCAGGCGGUGCACGAGCGUCUGGGGGAGCUGCUGCGGGUCCUGAAGGCCAUCAUCAGCAAACACCAGAGCCUCAACUCAGUGGACAUCCUCAGUACGGCUGGAACCGUCAUCGCCACGGUCAAAGGAGUGAACUUUAAGGAGGUGAACGAGGAGAACAAGCAGACGCUGUUCGGAGAGAUCUACUCUGCUAUCGACACAUUGGCGUUCACCUUUGGCAAUGUAGUGUCUGACUUCCUUAUGGGAGAUGUAGAGAACGGAUCAGUGUUGGGGCUCCCCCUGACCAAGAGGAGCAGGUCUUUUGAGAACCUCUCUGUGGAAUCUGGAGGAUCCGGUCCCGAGAAAGAUGAUCCGCCAGGACCGUCCCCGCCGAUGCGGGCCGAGGAGGUGGACCGCUCGCUGCAGCGGCAGGACGGCGGCGUGGAGUCAGCGCUGCUCUACGCCAAGGCCUGGUCCAAGUACACCAAGGAGCUGCUGGCCUGGGUGGACAAGCGCCUCAGCAUGGAUAUUGAGUGUGCAAAGAGUUACGCCAAAAUGGCCGAAUCUGCCAAGACACUCGCCAGUCAGCAGGAGUUCAUGCCUUUCCGUGAGAUCUACAUGACGGCUUUCAAACAUGACUUAGAAUACAGCCAGCUGGUGCUUCACACCGCCGCCGUGCUGCAGAGCAACAAGUUCAUGCAGCCGCUCCUGGCCAGAAAGAACGAGCUGGACAAACUACGGAAAGAGGUGAAGGAGCAGUGGCAGAGAGAGCAGAAGAAGAUGAACGAGGCGGACUCUGCUCUGAGGAAGGCUCGGCUGCUGCAGGCCCAGCGGCACGAGGAGCACGAGAAGGCCAAGGUGUCCACCAGCCGGCUGGAGGAGGAGCAGACCGGAGGAGGAGGAGGAGCAGCGGGGGCCAAACAGCUGGAGAAGAGACGCCGGCUGGAGGACGAGGCCCUGCAGAAGGCGGAGGAGGCCCGGGAGCACUGCAAGGCCUGCCAGGUGGACGUGGGGGUGAAGAGAGUCGACCUGGCCAACACCAAGAGUGAGAUCAUCGCUCAGAUCAGAGAGAUGGUCUCCCAGUGUGACCUCACCUUCAAGGCUGUGACGGUGAACUGGUUCCAGCUGCAGCAGGCGCAGGUUGUUUCUCUUCCUGUCAAUCAUCAGAGUCUGUGUGAAAACGCCAAACUGUACGAGCCGGGCCAGAGAUACAUCGACUUCGUCAGGAGUUUACCCACCGACGCUCCUCGCCUCGAGUCCCACUCCUUUGAUUCAACCGCCACACAAAACACAGGGUUGCCUUUCAACAAGCGCUCGCUGACCGGCAGCCACUCGUCCCACAGUAACCUGUCGCAGGCCUCGGUGACCUCUGACCUUCUGGGUGCAGAUGAGGUGGAGAGUCCAACCACAGCGCAGCACGCCAAGAUAGCAGAACGACGCUCCAACAGCAGCACUGACAUCCAAGCUCUUCGGAUCCAGGCCCCGUUCCGUCCCUGGGCCUCCAGCAGCCAGGGCGGAGGGAUGUGCAGCGACUCAGAGAGUGCUGGAGGCAGCAGCGAGUCCCGCUCCAUGGACUCACCUACUGCCAGCCCAGGAGACUUCAAGAGGAGAUUACCCAGAACCCCCUCCACCGGCACCAUGUCGUCAGCUGAUGACCUGGACGAGAGAGAGCCGCCUUCACCUUCUGAUAACGGUCUGAGUGAGAUGAUCAUAGAAACCGCCAGCUCUCCGGGUCCCUUCAGGAACACUCAGAUGUCCAAAGCUGCUCAGACCCACAAGCUGAGGAAACUCAGAGCGCCGUCCAAGUGUCGCGAGUGCGACAGCCUGGUGGUGUUCCACGGAGCAGAGUGUGAGGAGUGUUCGUUAGCGUGCCAUAAGAAGUGUCUGGAGACUCUGGCCAUCCAGUGUGGCCAUAAGAAGCUGCAGGGGAAGCUGCAUCUGUUCGGCAUCGACUUCACUCAGGCAGCCAGGAACAGCCAGGACGGGAUUCCCUUCAUCAUCAGGAAGUGCACGUCAGAGAUCGAGAACAGAGCGCUCAACAUUAAGGGAAUCUACCGUGUGAACGGUGCCAAGUCUCGGGUGGAGAAGCUCUGCCAGGCGUUUGAGAACGGCAAAGACCUGGUGGAGCUGUCGGAGCUUUAUCCCCACGACAUCAGCAACGUGCUCAAACUCUACCUGAGACAGCUCCCAGAGCCGCUCAUCCUGUUCCGCUACUAUAAUGACUUCAUCGGUCUGGCCAAGGAGAGCCAGAGCAUCAUGGUGGAGGAGCUGGAGGCGCUGCGGCUCAGUCCCACGCCGGCGGCGCCGGCCGGGGUCAGCGUGGACCUGAACCGGGCCCUCUUCAAGAUCAAGGACCUGCUGAGGCAGCUGCCAGCAGCUCACUACAAGACGCUGCAGUUCCUCAUCGAGCAUCUGCACCGGGUGACGGAGCAGUGUGAGGAGAACAAGAUGACAGCCAGUAAUCUGGGUAUUAUCUUCGGUCCAACGCUGAUCAAACCCCGGCAGGCGGACGCUGAGGUUUCCCUCUCGUCCCUGGUGGACUACCCGUACCAGGCCCUGAUCGUGGAGCUGCUGAUCCGACACUAUGAGAUGAUCUUUGACGCGCCCCUCAGCCCCCUGAGUGGCUCCUCCCCCAUAGACCUGGACGGCCACGCCCGCCUCUCCCACCAGGAGAAGGAGCAGCUGAGCCGGCACUCCAAGUCGCUGGGAGACAUCAAGGAGCAGAGCUCUAAGGUUUACAAGAGGCAUUCCUCCAUUAUUCCUUCUUCCCACCUGCUGGCUGAGGUCCAGGAGAAGACGCCAAGCUUCGAUGGGAGUGACUUUGACCCUGUUGAUGAAGUGGACUCGGAGGGCUUCAACGGCGUGUCGUCUCCAGGCGUUGGUGAGAAAGCCGUGGAGCGAGUCCUCAGCCGUUCUCAGCAGAACGUGGUCACCAGAGUCCAGCUCCGACAUCAUCGCACCAAACUGUCCUCGCGGCCGGUGAGCCUGCCGGCUGAACGCGUCCUGACCCGAGGACACGUGGACGAGAACAACAGCCGGAACAGCGCCGAGCAGGACGAGCGGAGAGGAGGGAGCAUCGACCAGUCGAUAGAAGAGCUGGACGAGACGGAGAACAGCAAGCAGAGAGCGAGCUCUCACUACCGCAGCACCUUCAUCGACACGCAGACGCUACGCAGGACGUGGGACAAACAGUACAAACACGAAGCUGCAGCCAGGACGGUCAGGACGGUGGCCAGUCUGCCCUCAGAGACAACAGCAGGGGACGGAGGCAGCUUGGCCUCUUCUGUACCUUCAUCCUCAUCAUCAUCUUUCUCUCUGGGACUACUGGGAACUACUGGGAGCUCCAGCAGCUCCUUCUUCCCUAACAGACCGUACACGGUCGCAGUGCGACCCAGCAGGACUUUAAGACGGGAGGACAACGUGACCAAGUUCAGUCCCGUAGCUACAGCCUUCAGGGCCCCCAGGACUCUGCAGCCUCCUCCAGGGACCUUCUACAAGCCCCCCUCAGGGAGCAAAGCUAAAGAGCUGCAGAACUGUGCAGCAGCUAACAGCGCAGAGGAGGAAGAUGAUGAGGAGGAGGAGGAGGAGGAGGAGGAGGAGGAGGAGGAUGAUGAGGAGGAGGAGUUGGGGAUUGAGUUGGAGGUUUCUGUAGAUGAGCCUCUGGAGGACAAUGAGGCCGAGCAGGCAGCCAUGAUGUCUCCCAGCUCCAGUCCAGAGGAACUGGGCCCAAACCAGAACAAACCAGUGUACCAGAGACUCCGGCCCAGACGCCUCCAGGAGGUGGAGCACCGAGAGGCUCACUUUGUUUGAUCGCCUGAGAGUCCAAUGUGAACAAUGUGUGACAGACAUCUGCAGGACUCUGCAGAAGCUAUGCUAACAAGCUAAGCUAGCAGAUGUUUGUGGCACCAUGUGGACGAUGAAAUGUACCUUUGGUCCUCAAAAGACAAACAGGAUGCACUUAAAAUGCUGUAUAUUUUUAAAUUCACCAAUAUUUCAUUUUUCCAAUCACUUGCUCAGUACACUCUGGCACCUGCUCAGAAUAUUUAUAAUUCUUUUUUUAAACUGUGCAAUUACAUUUUUAUUUGAAUCUUUUGUACCAGACUCACUUUGUAUGUUUAUAUACCAAAAAAAAAACCUAUGUUUGAAUCGUUACAAUAGUGCACGUAGCCACAACACUGAAAAAACCUGUUUGGUGCACUUAUCAAUACUUUGACACAGUCGUAUUUUGACCUACUGUGAGUCAGAAUGUUUUAAACUGUUACAUUUAGGUUAUAAUUAAUCAUCUUGCUAAUAACUUGUAUAAAGCAAUAUAACAACAUGUGUUCCAUGCUGUACUGGGUAUCUGCAUCGGCAUUUGGUCAUGUUAUGAAGCACUCGUUGCAAAGGGUCAUCCACUUGUUUUUAUACUGUUCAACUUGUAUGAGUCAGCUUCCACUGAUCUGAUCUGAAAAGCUUUUAGAAAUGCCUCUGGAUUGUUUAAUGGCAUUACCUUUCUUAUUUUGAUAUAACAAUUACAUUUCUACAUAGCCAAAGCUGU